Messenger RNA from Exophiala dermatitidis NIH/UT8656, 4443 nucleotides. RefSeq lists its product as uncharacterized. The transcript has a single exon. The record is from RefSeq and is a predicted model, not a curated record. Bases 321 to 1160 code for a protein of 279 amino acids. Gene Ontology annotation, biological process: double-strand break repair via homologous recombination; resolution of meiotic recombination intermediates. Lineage: Eukaryota; Fungi; Ascomycota; Eurotiomycetes; Chaetothyriales; Herpotrichiellaceae. Gene Ontology annotation, cellular component: RecQ family helicase-topoisomerase III complex; nuclear body.
GUUUCUACUACCUUAUGUAUAUCUCUUUCCCAACGACCAUAGAACCCAUUGACGCCCCUGAGCUAUCGUCUACAAUGGCUCUGGCGCUAUCCAAAAAUUAGGAGACUCCCAGACCCAGCCUCGUUUUGCAAACGAACACGUCCUCUCCUCUUACGAUGUCAAGUUACCGUGUUACAGCCCACCACCCUUUUCCACAAACUAUUCCCGGCAUUCCUUAAUCGGUCUACCCUAGAUCUUACAACAACAGUCUGGACGGGAGGCGAGCCAUCAUCUUCAAGUCUUCAAGAUAAACAAGAAAGAACCAUCUUUAUCCCAACUCAAUGGCACCCCCCCAACCCCUCCAAGACCAACUAUCCUCCCUCCUCCAAACACGCCACCACCUCCCCGUCCACCCACGCUGGCUAUCCGAAUUCCUAUCAACCCGCGGCCCAAACCCACCACCCAUGCCCGCCCUCCUAUCAACAGCCCAUUUCCGCAUCUUGACAAGCGACAUCACGACCUCUCUACGUCCCACCAAUUCCGCCGAGGUCCUACCAGCAGACAUAUCCGACAUCACCGUCAAAGAACGUCGUCUCGCCGGCCCAGUCAUCACACAAGUUCUCGACGUCAUCGACGUGGGCAGCAGUAAAUGGAGCCAAGUCGAGGCCAUUGAACGCGUAGAACGAGGCGAGGAGGUUCGGGGGCGUGAAGUCAUUCGGACUGUUGACGACGGAAACGAUGAGGACGCGGUCUCCGCGGCCCCGGCCCCAGCAGCCAGGGCCACAACCACUAGUAAUACCAGAUCAACGGCAACGGCAACGUCUUUAGGACCUCAUAAGCUUUUGCUCCAAGAUGCAAAGGGAACAAAAGUCCUAGCGUUUGAAGUCGUCAAGGUUCCGGGAAUUGGGGUUUCUACUGCUGCUUCUGCUUCUGCUUCUGUCUCGGCACAGCAGCAGCAGCAGGGAUCCAAUAGGUCGAUGGUGGAAGAUCCAGGCAUGGCUAUUGGAUGCAAGAUCCUUUUGAAGCCCGGGACGGUUGUGAGGCGAGGAAUGGUCAUGCUGAAGCCUGAGGAUUGUGUUGUAAUAGGUGGAAAAGUUGAUGCGUGGGAUAGGAAGUGGAAGGAAGAGCGGAAGAAGAAUUUGACGAUGUUGUUGAAUCGGGAAAAUGGGAUUGUGGGAUAGGGACAGGGACAGUCCUAGCAAGGAUUCAGCCGGUCAUGGUGCACGGGCAGCGGAAGACGCCCACUGCAUCCGAACAGAUUAAAUGGGAUGGGAGCCGGUUGAUUACGGGACAGGUACAGUGUUGGUGUUACGCGAGAGGUGUCUAUCUAUUCGCUACAGAUUUGGCCCCGAGAAAGACAAAUGAUCUACUCUCAACAUGAACAAGCCGACUCUACCAGCAAUGACAGCACCAUAUCUCUUCGAUUCACGAAGAUCAGAUCAACUACCACUGGACGGUGGACUUUAAGAGGCAUCAACAGCAAUCUCCAACCGCCAUGGUGUCAGCAUCUUCGCCUUAAGAAGAUCCUCUUGUGCACCAGUGCCCUCGUACGCUCUGGCCAGAUCGCUCGCAGAGAGAUUACCAGCGGGCGGUGUCUGUCUCUCAGCCUGAAGGACAGCCAUCGCCGCGGCAUAAUCACCUCCAUCUUCGCCACCAACAGCCUGCGCCAGUUCCAGCCAGCCUUGCGGUUGUCCUGGCGCUAGCAUGAUCCCAUUAAGAGCAUCCGCAAGGACUGCUUGCUGAUCCACCUUCUGGUCGCCUGACCGAAAGCCAACAAUAGCAGUCAAAAUCCUCGUCACUCGAACUUUAUCCAGAACACCAAUUUCCUCACCACGUCUGAGCGCUUUUAGGUCCUCCUCCACUGCUUCCAGAACAUCAUCGUCGUUGUCCAGUAAUCCAAUCACGGCGAGGAGUGCCAUGGCUUGCACGUGACCAGGAUGGUUCUCGACAACAUCGAAGAGCUGCGAUCUGGCUGCGUCUUUCUCCGCCGGGCCACCUUUUGCCCAUAGAACCUGGGCGAGUAGACAGACAAUAUCAGGCUCCCCCUGGGACUCUUGUAGCGCUGCCUCAAACAUUCCAAUGGCGUUGUCGAUUUGCUGCAACUUGCUGUAUGCCAGACCUGCGGUAAUCUGUGACGACAGCCUCCAUUUCCGCCGAACCUCUGCAUAAGCGGCGCCAAGUUCAUCUGCAUCGCCCGAGAGAUCCAGAGCAGUUUGCGCGUUAUCCACAGCCUCUGAGUAUUGACCGCAGGCGAGCUGAGACCGAGCGAGAUCUGCCUUUGCCUGAGCAUAUCUGACGAGGUAUUCAUUUGAUUCGGACUUUUCGUAUUCAGCUUCCGCUGCAUUGCAGACCUCAACCAGACUUUCCGCGCUGGUGUCGUAAUCGCCCACACGCUCGGCUAGCAGUGCUAGGAGAUGCGUUGCAAUCAUGUCCGAUGGCUGCUGCGUGUGGUAUUGACGCAUAGCGAACAGGGGCUGCAAUAAGGCCCCGACUUCCUGACACCGUGAGGGAUCCUUGAGCAGAUGGUCGAAAGCAGAAAUAGCAAAAUGGCGUCUUGCAGGCAACGAGGCUGCAUCUGCGAUCUCGAAAGCGUGCGUGAACAAUCCUCUUGCUUCUUGAAGGUUUCCGAAGAGCAUUGCCAAUAGCCCCUGUCCGAUCCAUGCUUCUGCGUACUCUGGAUCCUCAGAUUGGCCUCGCGUGAACGCUUCGUUGGCGAGUUGGUUAUCGUUGUUGAUGAGAUAAAGAACACCGAGGUUCGUCCACGUCCUGGCACUAUGUUCAUUCAGAUGCAGACUUCGAACAAAAGAGUGCUGCGAUACUGCUGGAUUAAGUGUCAUGGUGACCACUCCCAGGGCAUUCCAGAACUCCGAGUUGCCAGCCUCUAGCUCGAUGGCUCUUUUGAAGCAUUUUAUCGCUGCUUUGAGUAGUCUGUUUGGAGGCUUCUUCCCGUUUGAUCUAAUCACCUCGCCGCCAGAUAUAUAGGUGGAAUAUUCUGCCCAACCCAAGUUGUACCAAGCCACAGCCUGGGCGUGUGGGUCGGUUGUAGAAGCAUAGAUGGCACGUUUGUAGGAAAGAACAGCAGCAACGAGCCAUCUGUCGGCCGCGUCAGAGGGACUGUCUCCUUCAUCACUGGGUCUCAACAUGUCGGGACUGAUUUUGUCCACGUCUGCAAGAAUACUAGAACCGUUCUCACUAGAAUCUCCAAGCAACUUGGAAACGCCCUCCAAAUCUGUGACAGCGGCAUGGAGCUUCACGUGGCCGAGAACAGAACAAGAAUCACCCACUGAUUUCCACAAAUUGAAAAAGUCCGUUCUGUGCUCAGUGAUCUCGGCCGCAACCUCAAAGGCCUGGCAUGCGAGCCGAGCUGCCUCGCCAUACAUACCGAGACCAACUUUGGCCCACGCACUUUCGGAAAUGGUCUGAAGUAGCGAGAUCAAAACACCAAACUCGCCGGGCUUGAGCACGAGGACGGCUUUAUAUGCUCCAAUUGCUUCGUCGAAGAACCCCAUUUCGCGUUGGACAUUGGCGAGCAUAUAUUUUGCAAACCACGUCUCCUCCGGUGACAGCCCGUGACUGAUGCUCUCAGCUUUCGCAAAGGCUUUUGUGGCAGCCACAUGUCGACCAGCGUUAUGGUAGCUUUCACCCAGACCAACCCAGGAGUAGUAGUCGUCUGGUGAAAUGCGUAGAGCGGCCUGGAAGGAAACGAUGCUUUGGGAAUAGUGCUGCUUGUUCAUUUGCACGACACCCAACGCUGCAUAAGGCCAGCUGUGGGCUUUCUUCUUCGAUCCCGGCGCUGGUCUGGCUUUGCCCGAAGACACCACCCGUUGUGCGACCAGUUCGACCAAGUCCCACUCCCCAGAGUUAGCGAACGAUUUGGCGAGCCUGUGUGCGGCUUCGAGCUCUGAGGUCGACAGUUCGAAAGCCUUCUGAAGUGCGACUCGAGCCCGUUGCUUGCUCUUGCCGUAGUCCUGGAAAUAGACGCCUAGCAAUGUAUAUGCCGGAGCAUAGCUCGGGUUGGCCUUGACUGAGGCAAUGAGGUAUUGGUACGGUCCGGAUUUGUCUUUGCGUGCAGAAGGGGCUGGGUUGAUGUGCCACAUGCAAUAAGCCAUCCGGUACAAUGCAACUGAUUUCAUGGGUAGGUCCUGGCUCUUUUCUGAUUCGAUGACCGAUAGGACCUCUUUGAGGCUGUCGAGGCCAGUUUCGAGUUCGCCAUUCUGAGCACGACACCAGGCAAGCUCGAGCUUGAUCCUGACGUUAUCGGGAUCGCGUUCAGCAGCCUGCUGUAAGAAUCUGACAGCUUCGGCAUAGUCUUCAUCUUCUUCGAAUAUCAAGCCUAUACCUAACAAGGCAGGUGUGAGUUUAGGCUUUCGGUUCAGGAUAUCUUGAAACAGGGCCUUUGCUUCGGGAUGAUGGCGAGGAGACUGGAAGGUGAUUAACGCCUUGGCAAGAAUCAGGUUCACGCCG